Messenger RNA from Argiope bruennichi, 2680 nucleotides. RefSeq names its product atypical kinase COQ8B, mitochondrial-like (gene Coq8). The coding region runs from base 409 to 2325 and encodes 638 amino acids. Gene Ontology annotation, cellular component: extrinsic component of mitochondrial inner membrane. NCBI's taxonomy places the organism in Eukaryota, Metazoa, Arthropoda, Arachnida, Araneae, Araneidae. Gene Ontology annotation, biological process: ubiquinone biosynthetic process. Gene Ontology annotation, molecular function: kinase activity. The transcript is spliced from 14 exons. The record is from RefSeq and is a predicted model, not a curated record.
GUGUUUACUAUAAGAGAAAUAAAAACAAACAGACUAGUGUGCUUAUGUAAUGAAUGUGAACCCGGUGUAGUUUUUAGUAAAUGCACAAUAAAAUAUUCAAGAACUCUUAAUUAUUAUCACUGUAAAUGAAAUGAAAUAAUUAUCAGUGAGCAUUUUUUCUUAUGAAAACUUAUAUUAAUUCAUUGAGAAUAGGAGGAGACAUGGUAGUCUGUUAGUAAAGUCUUGCCUUUACUAAAGGGCAGCAGUUCACAUCUGAUUCCUUUAAAAGUUUGUCAUGACAUUGGUUCUGAUGUAGGCUAAAUUUAUGGUUGUGAGUCUAACAUCAUCUUGCUUGUAUGGUGCAGAAAUUUAGAGCAGGAAAUACCAUCUCUUGUGUCUUUCUGGUCUUCUGAUAAGGAUAUUUCCAUCAUGAAACCUUCUGAUUUAACCGUGGUUCUGAAUGGUCUGGAAGCAGUUGCAAGGGCAUUUAUGAGAGUGAAUGGAGGAGAAGUGAAUAAAGUCAUUAAAAAUUCUAGUUUAAAUCCUAUUUCAAGAACUAUAUUAACUUCCUUAGAAGAAAAAGUCAGUGAAGUUAUAACUUAUGCAGGAAAGCCAAAUGCUGUUGCUAAUGUUGCUUCUGAGAUUCAAGGAAGAGGUAUGGUGGUUGCUGAGUCAAUCAAACAGUAUUCUGCUUUUGUCAUGAAGCAAAACCCAGUUGUUCCAAAAACUAAUAUACCACCUGAUUUUGAAAUAGAUCACCCAAUAAUAAAAGAUGAUUUUAGUGUUUCUAUCUUGGAAGAAGACCAUAAAAUACAAACUAAUUUGAAUCUGCCCGAUUUACAACAAACCACAAAAAUAAAUGAGCAAACUGUAAAUAAUGUGUCCAAAUUGCAACCUGAAGUAACUGUGUCAUCAGAAGAAAUUCAGAAAUUUUCUGUACCACCAAAGAAGAAGAAAAUGAAUUACACAUUAUCGAAGUUGAGCGAAAGAGCGAAGGAAAGAAAAGUUCCGUCAUCUCAAAUUUCUCGUAUCAUGUCUUAUGGAGCACUUGCUGCUAGUAUGGGAUUAGGUGCUGCUGCUGAAAUGACUAGAAGAAAAUUGGGUCUUAAAUCUGGUAAAGAAUCUGAGGCUAGUUCUCUUUUGCAAGAAAAUCCUUUUCUAACUGAAGCAAAUGCCGAGAGAAUUGUUGAUACACUUUGCAAAGUCAGAGGAGCUGCUUUGAAAUUAGGGCAGAUGUUAAGCAUACAAGAUAAUGCUAUGAUUAAUCCACAACUUGCUGCAAUUUUUGAAAGAGUUCGUCAGUCUGCUGAUUUCAUGCCGAAAUGGCAAAUGGAGGAUGUUUUGUUAGCUGAAUUUGGACCUGAGUGGAAUGAAAAUUUUAUUGAGUUUGACCCCAAACCUUUUGCUGCUGCUUCUAUUGGGCAAGUACAUCGUGCAAAGCUGAAAGAUGGGACAGACAUUGCCUUAAAAAUACAGUAUCCUGGCGUAGCAAAAAGCAUUGAAAGUGACAUAAAAAGCUUAAUGGGAAUUAUUAACUUAUGGAACAUAUUGCCCAAAGGAAUGUUUGUUGAAAAUGUAAUGACAGUUGCUAAAAGAGAAUUGAAGAGAGAAGUGGAUUAUAAAAUUGAAGCUGAAGCUGGGAAAAGAUUCAAAGAGCUGUUGAAAGAUUAUCCAGAAUUUUUGGUACCUAAUGUGUAUGAAGAAUUUUGUACUUCUAAUAUUUUGGCCACCGAGCUUGUUUAUGGUACUCCAAUUGACCAACUUGUGGAUAAGGACCAAGAUUUGAGGAAUUUUGUGUGUGAAAAUCUUCUUCGUUUAUGUUUGUUGGAAAUAUUCUUAUUUAGAUUCAUGCAAACUGAUCCUAAUUGGUCAAAUUUUCUUUACAAUGAAGAGACUGGACAAGUUGUUCUUUUGGAUUUUGGUGCAUGUAAUGAUUACACUCCAGAAUUUGUGGAAACAUAUUUAAAUAUAAUAAAGUCUUCUGCAGAACAAGACAGAGAAGGUGUUUUAAAAUUUUCUCAAGAAUUGGGAUUUCUGUCCGGCUAUGAAACUUCAAUUAUGGAACAGGCACAUGUGGAUGCUGUAAUGAUUCUUGGUGAAGCUUUUGCAUGUAAAGGACCUUUCGAUUUCAAGAACCAAAACAUGACUUACAGAAUUCAUGAAUUAGUUCCCAUUAUGUUGAAACACAGACUUACUCCUCCACCAGAAGAAACAUACUCUUUGCAUCGUAAGAUGUCAGGCAUGUUUUUACUCUGCACAAAACUAGGUGCUAUUAUUGACUGCAGGAAGCUGUUUAAUGAAGUGUGUGAGCAAUAUAAAGCUGGUAGAGCACAAUCAACAGUUUGAAUGUACAACAUGUAAUAUAGUUCUGUUUUCUGUAUUAUAGGUAUAUAUAAUGUUUGUAUAGAUAAUAAAUGUUGAAAUAUCUAAUGUUUUCUUAACUAAAAAUUAUAACUGUUAAAGGAUAUGGUGAAUGUCUUGUGGUUUUAUUUAUUUAUUUUUUAUAGAAAAUGGAAUGUCGUAAACCUACUACCGUUUUCCCUACUACAUGGUGGAAAUAAUUGUUACCUUUUAUUUUAGGUUUACAUUUUUAUGUCUUGUCCUUUUUUCUUUGGUGUGUGCAUCAAACUGAUGUUGGUUGUACUAUAUGAGAGAUAAUCUCAUGAAUUAAAGUUAUUAUUAAAUAUUAGAAUAUCACUUC